Orcinus orca (killer whale) is the source of this 3516-nucleotide messenger RNA. It is a transcript of the gene THG1L, whose product is annotated as tRNA-histidine guanylyltransferase 1 like. The record is from RefSeq and is a predicted model, not a curated record. The transcript is spliced from 6 exons. Bases 39 to 935 code for a protein of 298 amino acids. NCBI's taxonomy places the organism in Eukaryota, Metazoa, Chordata, Mammalia, Artiodactyla, Delphinidae. Gene Ontology annotation, molecular function: tRNA guanylyltransferase activity; magnesium ion binding. Gene Ontology annotation, biological process: tRNA modification.
GGGUGGAGCUCUCUGGUGUUUCCAUUUCCGUGGGGGAAAUGUGGGCUGCUGGCGCCGUGAAAGUUAGCGGUUGCUUGGCUGCCUUUUCCGUCACUUUGAGACGGUGCUUGAAAUUGGGAGCGGCAAUGGCAAAGAGCAAGUUCGAGUACGUGCGGGACUUCGAGGCUGACGACACAUGCCUUGCCCACUGCUGGGUGGUGGUGCGGCUGGACGGCAGGAAUUUCCAUCGGUUUGCUGAGAAGCACAACUUUGCAAAACCUAAUGACAGCCGUGCUCUCCAUCUAAUGACUAAAUGUGCCCAAACCGUAAUGGAAGAACUGGAGGAUAUUGUGAUUGCAUAUGGGCAGAGUGAUGAGUACAGCUUUGUGUUCAAGCGGAAAAGUAAUUGGUUUAAAAGAAGAGCCAGUAAGUUUAUGACUCACGUGGUCUCCCAGUUCGCCUCCAGCUAUGUGUUUUACUGGCGGGAUUACUUUGAGGACCAGCCCCUUCUGUAUCCCCCAGGCUUUGAUGGAAGAGUCGUGGUGUAUCCUAGCAACCAGACCUUAAAGGACUAUCUCAGCUGGCGGCAAGCAGAUUGUCACAUCAAUAAUCUUUAUAAUACAGUUUUCUGGGCACUUGUACAGCAGUCUGGAUUAACACCAAUACAAGCCCAAGAGAGAUUACAGGGAACUCUUACAGCAGACAAGAAUGAGAUUUUAUUUUCUGAAUUCAACAUCAACUACAAUAAUGAGCCACUGAUGUAUAGGAAGGGAACUGUGUUGAUAUGGCAGAAGGUGGAUGAAGUCACGACAAAAGAAGUUAGGCUGCCAGCAGAAAUGGAAGGAAGAAAGAUGGUGGUGACCCGGACCAGGACUAAGGCGGUGCCCUUACACUGCGAUGUCAUUGGGGAUGCUUUCUGGAAGGAACAUCCAGAAAUCCUACAUGAAGACAGCUGACCCUUUGCUUUUCAUUACUGGUGUGCUUGAACAUGCAGGGUCCUCCAAGUCUCCUGGCCUUAGGUGGCCCUAGCAUCUGUGCCAUGCAGAACAGUGUCCUGGGAGUGACAUGACUCUGGUUGGGAGGGGAACAGAGAAAGAAGGGAUGAAUGUGGGCGGUGUAUCUUGUUCUGCUUUAAGUGGAACACCUAUUUUUCGGUGUUGAAACAUGGUUCCUUUGGUAGAAGUACAGUUUUUUAAAAAUCGUGGUACUAUUUUUAUAAAGCAAGAACUAUUUUAUGUCUUGCAAAAUGAAUCAUUUUUAGAUUGUGGCGUAAGCCUUAUAAAAACUUGUCAAGCUCUUUUCACCUAUGAUAGAAGAUGAGCCCAAACUUUACUCUCACCCACUUAUUCUUUUUUUUUUUUUUAACAUCUUUAUUGGGGUAUAAUUGCUUUACAAUGGUGUGUUAGUUUCUGCUUUAUAACAAAGUGAAUCAGUUAUACAUAUAUAUAUAUGUUCCCAUAUGUCUUCCCUCUUGCGUCUCCCUCCCUCCCACCCUCCCUAUCCCACCCCUCCAGGCUGUCACAAAGCACCGAGCCAAUAUCCCUGUGCCAUGCGGCUGCUUCCCACUAGCUAUGUACCUUACUACGUUUGUUAGUGUGUAUAUGUCCAUGACUCUCUCUCGCCCUGUCACAGCUCACCCUUCCCCCUCCCCAUAACCUCAAGUCCGUUCUCUAGUAGGUCUGCGUCUUUAUUCCUGCCUUACCCCUAGGUUCUUCAUGACAUUUUUUUUUCUUAAAUUCCAUAUAUAUGUGUUAGCAUUCGGUAUUUGUCUUUUUCUUUCUGACUUACUUCAUUCUGUAUGACAGACUCUAGGUCUAUCCACCUCAUUACAAAUAGCUCAACUUCGUUUCUUUUUAUGGCUGAGUAAUAUUCCAUUGUAUAUAUGUGCCACAUCUUCUUUUUUUUUUAACAUCUUUAUUGGGGUAUAAUUGCUUUACAAUGGUGUGUUAGUUUCUGCUUUAUAACAAAGUGAAUCAGUCAUACAUAAACAUAUGUUCCCAUAUGUCUUCCCUGUUGCGUCUCCCUCCCUCCCACCCUCCCUAUCCCACCCCUCCAGGCUGUCACAAAGCACCGAGCCAAUAUCCCUGUGCCAUGCGGCUGCUUCCCACUAGCUAUGUACCUUACUACGUUUGUUAGUGUGUAUAUGUCCAUGACUCUCUCUCGCCCUGUCACAGCUCACCCUUCCCCCUCCCCAUAAUCUCAAGUCCGUUCUCUAGGAGGUCUGCGUCUUUAUUCCUGCUUUACCCCUAGGUUCUUCAUGACAUUUUUUUUCUUAAAUUCCAUAUAUAUGUGUUAGCAUACGGUAUUUGUCUUUUUCUUUCUGACUUACUUCACUCUGUAUGACAGACUCUAGGUCUAUCCACCUCAUUACAAAUAGCUCAAUUUCGUUUCUUUUUAUGGCUGAGUAAUAUUCCAUUGUAUAUAUGUGCCACAUCUUCUUUAUCCAUUCAUCCGAUGAUGGGCACUUAGGUUGUUUCCAUCUCCGGGCUAUUGUAAAUAGAGCUGCAAUGAACAUUUUGGUACAUGACUCUUUUUGAAUUUUGGUUUUCUCAGGGUAUAUGCCCAGUCACCCACUUAUUCUUAACCACAGAAUCCAGUGACCUUGGUCACCUUGCCCACCUAUCUACUUGCAUUCAUCUUUGGCAGACCUGGAGUUAAUAUGGGUUGAUGCCUGCCUGAUGCCUCUGAAUUCAGGAAUUCCAGGGCAAACUCAGGGCUUUGUGCCAAUCUCUAGAUUGGCAACUUGAGCUGAACAAAUGAGUUGUAGUUUGGAUGUCCUUGUGUAAACAUUCCCUAGAUUGAUUUUGUGGAGUUGGCAGCCUGAUCAUCAUGAUCAUCUUGCCAGGGGCAAUGAUUACAAGGCCACUUAACCUCUUUCUAAGAAGAAAGAGAAUUACCUGUUUAUGUGGGAGAAAGAAAACAGCGAGAAUGAAUGAACGAGGAGGAAGAAACAUUUACUCUCUGUCCUCUAGACACUUCAGUUUUGAAAGUCACCUUCCUGUGGACUUCCUGAAAAAGAUUCUCAGGUAGCCUCUGGAUAAUCGGAACAGUGACAUUUGAGUUGGAGAACAGAGGGACCAACCCUCAUCUUGGGGUCACAGGUAGCAGGUGGCAGAGGAGUCCUAAUAGUUCUGCCUGCCGACGGGCCAGUGGAGUUGGGUGAGGAGCAGCAGGAACUGCGUGUCGCCAAGCCGUUGGCCUCUGAAGGGGGGAGGCAGUGGGGGUAGGUGGUCGAGAACUCAUGUCUCCUCUUGUCCUCAUUUCAUGUUGUAGAGGAAGAAGAUUAAUUUGGCUCUAUAAAGAAUUAACUAAGAGACAGCCCACAUCCCAGUGCCUGGUCUUGCAUUGUAGAAUUUACAGCCAAGAAGAAAAUGUAAUUUUGAAAGGGCAACGGCUGGUCUCAUCCCUCACCAAUUGACACCCCAUCUGUCAAUGCCUUUUUUUCCCUUCCUGUUCUGUUCGCUUCGUGGGAAUAGGAGACAUGGCUCAUGUUUGGUAAUUGAUUUCUUUGAGAGAAAAAAAUAAAGCUUUCAACUC